UCUCUCGACAAUCCCAUUAGAAUACGGAUCAUAGCUCAUACCUAAAAUAUUUUAUAAAUUAAAUUUUCUAGUUUUUCAACUCUUUUCAAAAUGUCGAAAAUUUAUCUGAAGGCGAUGGAGGAGGUGGUGCAGCGCAAUACGGACAACUCGAACCGGAUUACGGAGCAGGCGCAGGGAUUUGUGGUUUCGGAGAAUGCAACGGAUAGUCUGCUCCACACAUCCUUCGAUCUGACCACGGCCCAGGGGAUUGUGAAGCACCUGCACACCAGUUUCCUAAAGUUAGCCCAGAGUUGCGUCCGUGAUUUGGAUCCCGAAGAUAAACUGUGCUUCCUGCGCGUCAAAACCCGUAAACACGAGUUCCUAGUUAGUCCAGAGGAGUGCUUCACGGUAACUGUGGUCUUGUAACCGCCCCGCCCCGCUCAUAAGACGAAAAGGACAAAUACUUGAACACACCCACAUGGCUACUGCUGCCCCACUCGCACUUUGCUGAUGUUGUUGUUGCAGAUCGUCGUAUAUCUUUAACCCCCCAAAAACUAAACGAGCCAUAAAAUUAUGAACAGAACAUUUAUGCGUGUGACUGGCCAAACUAAAUUAUGUUUAUUAUGUAAUUAAGAUGUUAGCAGAGAUGCCCCGAUGACGGCCAUUAAACCAACCACAAAGCGGGCAAAAAUCCGCAAAAAGCGGAAAA
Molecule: messenger RNA, 688 nt
Organism: Drosophila rhopaloa
Lineage: Eukaryota; Metazoa; Arthropoda; Insecta; Diptera; Drosophilidae
Gene: robl62A
Product: dynein light chain roadblock-type 2
Exons: 1
Coding region: 91-405 (104 amino acids)
Biological process (GO): microtubule-based movement
Cellular component (GO): centrosome; cytoplasmic dynein complex; cytoplasm
Molecular function (GO): dynein intermediate chain binding
Source: RefSeq, a predicted model, not a curated record